Aspergillus calidoustus is the source of this 1092-nucleotide messenger RNA. The record is from the annotation of a GenBank genome assembly. NCBI's taxonomy places the organism in Eukaryota, Fungi, Ascomycota, Eurotiomycetes, Eurotiales, Aspergillaceae.
AUGGAUCGCCAAAUUUCUUACAAUGGCUCUCUGCCUUGCUCUCCUUUGCCCUGCACUUUCCUAGCUUCACGCCCAUCAAUCCCGAUAAACCAUCCAUUACCCCCAAAACCUCCCAUUUCCAUGUACUUCCAUGUCUACACUCCUACCCGCAAGCCUGCAACCGUACUGCGCGACACGGCAGCGCAGCACGUUGACCAUGGCAAACCCAUUCCUGUGAACAACGAUCGAGAAAGGCCCUCUGCGCACAAUCACACAACUGUGUCUUCUGUUGGGUUGCUCAGCGGCCCUCACAAAGAUAGCGUUAUCUGCCCAUCCAGUGAAGAUACGAUCACCGGGCUCGAAAACGACCAUGACAAGGCAAGCAACGGCGACGACAGCGGCGACUUUGAACCACCCCAUCCGGAUGAAUUAUUCUCAUGGAUACGGAACACCAGCGAGGGUAGGAGCUGUGAAGCUUCAGUGGCCCGCCGAAGUGUGGAUAACAGGUCUGGUCUCGACGGAACAAGUUCAACUACAUCCCAACUACGUGGGAUCGGCCUGUCCUGUGAAGGCCACGCCGGUGAUGCGGAUGAUGGCCGAAAUGGUAAGAUUGUCCCUACGAAGCAUCUCUUUGAUGGAAGCAAGGGUGUCUUGUCCGCUACUUUGGGAUCGAAGGUCCCGAUCGCUUCACGCCAGCUGCUGGAAGAUUCUCUGAUUCCUUUCAUCGAAUGCCGAGGCCCUAGGCCUGUGGUUGAGACUACCUUGAGUAGCCCAUCUGUCUCUCAGUCAAACCGUCACAGUCGAAAGAGGCCCACGCGCACCUUGUUGGGGCAUGUCGAACUUGCUGCCGGCAGGGGCCCUCAAACAAGGGCAAGGACCAAAGCAGAAGCAUCUCGUUCGUUCCCAAGCCUCCAACGGGCCCGUCCUUAUUCAGAUUCCGAAGACGAGUUUCUUCGUGAGUUGAUGCACAGAAAGCUUUCAUGGGAAGGCAUUGUGAAUGAAUUCGGUCGGAGAUUUGCUGGAAGGGAUCGGAAAUCACUCCAAGGGCGUUGGUCGAGAAAUCUGAAGUUUGAAGCCCGGCCACCGACAUGCUCGAAACCCAGAGGCAGGUAA